ACCCAAGAUUGGUUUUCCUUGGAGUGAAAUAAGAAACAUCUCGUUUAACGACAAAAAAUUUGUCAUAAAGCCAAUUGACAAAAAGGCCCCUGAUUUCGUUUUUUAUGCACCCCGUCUGAGAAUUAACAAGCGAAUUUUGGCACUGUGUAUGGGAAAUCAUGAAUUGUACAUGAGGAGGAGGAAACCUGAUACAAUUGAAGUGCAGCAGAUGAAGGCCCAAGCUAGAGAAGAGAAACAUCAGAAACAAUUGGAAAGGGCACAAUUAGAAAAUGAGAAGAAGAAAAGGGAGAUAGCAGAAAAGGAAAAGGAGAGAAUAGAACGUGAAAAGGAAGAAUUAAUGGAACGCUUAAGGCAAAUCGAGGAACAGACAAUGAAAGCUCAGAAAGAGCUGGAGGAACAGACGAGAAGAGCUCUAGAACUGGAUCAGGAACGAAAGCGUGCAAAAGAGGAAGCAGAGCGCCUGGAGAGAGACCGUCGAGCAGCUGAAGAAGCUAAAGCUGCUCUCGCCAAGCAGGCAGCUGAUCAAAUGAAGAACCAGGAGCAGCUAGCAGCAGAACUUGCUGAAUUCACUGCCAAGAUAGCACUUCUAGAGGAGGCCAAGAAAAAGAAAGAAGAGGAAGCCUCAGAGUGGCAGCACAAAGCUUUUGCAGCCCAAGAGGACUUGGAAAAGACCAAAGAAGAGCUGAAAUCUGUGAUGUCUGCUCCUCCUCCACCUCCUCCCCCACCAGUUAUUCCUCCAACAGAGAACGAACACGACGAACACGAUGAGAACAACGCUGAAGCCAGUGCAGAACUGUCAUCUGAUGGGGUCAUGAAUCACAGGAGUGAGGAAGAACGGGUAACAGAAACACAGAAAAAUGAACGUGUUAAGAAACAACUCCAGGCUUUAAGUUCUGAGUUGGCUCAAGCCAGAGAUGAAACCAAGAAAACACAAAAUGAUGUCCUUCAUGCUGAGAAUGUUAAAGCAGGCCGUGAUAAGUACAAGACUCUUCGACAAAUCCGACAAGGCAAUACAAAGCAGCGUAUUGAUGAGUUUGAAGCAAUGUUACAAAAGUACGAUCUCUUGCAGCCCUUAGGAUAGGAGCAAGGUAAAGAUCAGCAGAAGACGUGGGCUCUGCCAUUGCACUUGUGUCAAUCUGGACAGUUUACAGCGCUUUAAAUUAGGUGCUGCCUGGUCCAUGAAGAGCUUUCUGGAAGGGCCAGGAAGUGCUGUUGCGACACUUCGUUAAUGUUUGGCUCUCUCAUGGUCUCUCUAAGUCUCUCCUUUAUUGUCUUUUCCCAGGAGAAAAUUAGCUUUUUGAAGUAUUUAAGCUGUUGUUCUUCCCAGAAAAACAGGAAAUAAUACAAAUAUGUAAAUCUUUAACAUGUAAUGGGACGUGUUAGAGUGAAUGGUGAUGCGACCCUUAAAAGUGCUUGGGAAUCUUGUAGGCUUUGCCCAC
Messenger RNA from Mesitornis unicolor (brown roatelo), 1439 nucleotides. It is a transcript of the gene RDX, whose product is annotated as radixin. The record is from RefSeq and is a predicted model, not a curated record. Lineage: Eukaryota; Metazoa; Chordata; Aves; Mesitornithiformes; Mesitornithidae. The coding region runs from base 149 to 1081 and encodes 310 amino acids. Gene Ontology annotation, biological process: regulation of cell shape; positive regulation of early endosome to late endosome transport; positive regulation of protein localization to early endosome. Gene Ontology annotation, cellular component: filopodium; adherens junction; apical part of cell. The transcript has 8 exons. Gene Ontology annotation, molecular function: actin binding; cell adhesion molecule binding.